AAGACCCCGGUCUCUUCCCCUUUACACAGACGACGAUCAGCUGUGGGUCUGUCAGCGGAGUUUUAAAUAUUCUUCCCGUUAUCUCCUCACAGGAUAAAUUUUUAGCAAAACAUGUCUACCAACAGUUUUGCAGAUCCAAGGAGACAAAAUAAGAUUUUAAGGUACAAACCCCCCAGCACAGAAACCAACCCCACACUAGAGGACCCCACUCCUGACUACAUGAAUCUGCUCGGCAUGAUCUUCAGCAUGUGUGGUCUCAUGCUUAAGCUGAAGUGGUGCGCCUGGAUUGCCGUCUACUGUUCCUUCAUCAGCUUUGCAAACUCUAGAAGUUCAGAAGACACCAAACAAAUGAUGAGCAGCUUUAUGCUGUCUAUUUCAGCAGUGGUGAUGUCGUACCUCCAGAACCCACAGCCAAUGUCUCCCCCAUGGUAACCAAGGGCCAAUCACAGAAGGAAGCAGCAGUUGGACACCAUUGCCUCAAUCUCCCCUUAAGAAAUGAGUCCUAUUUGCAACAACCACAGAAACAGUAAAGAAAAUAAUUUAAUAAUGUUAUGUUUUUUACUGUUUUAAUCUUGUAAGAUUUUUUUUGGUUGCUAAUGGAAUCUUUAGAAUAUGAUUGUGUAGAUUUUUGCAUACUGUUCUGAAUAAAGCUAUCCAAUUAUGUAAAGAA
Messenger RNA from Girardinichthys multiradiatus, 670 nucleotides. RefSeq names its product WD repeat domain 83 opposite strand (gene wdr83os). Gene Ontology annotation, molecular function: protein folding chaperone. The transcript is spliced from 4 exons. Bases 112 to 432 code for a protein of 106 amino acids. The record is from RefSeq and is a predicted model, not a curated record. Gene Ontology annotation, cellular component: endoplasmic reticulum membrane. Gene Ontology annotation, biological process: protein insertion into ER membrane. NCBI's taxonomy places the organism in Eukaryota, Metazoa, Chordata, Actinopteri, Cyprinodontiformes, Goodeidae.